AUGAGUACAUUAGAUGAAAAUCUGAUGUACGAAAUGAACGGUGAAGAACAAGGGGAAGACGAUGGUGGAGGAUCCAUCGCGGGAUCAGAUGCCCAGCGAAACGAUCGGGACAAUCAGGACCAAGAAGUCGCGAUGGAGCUUUUCGAUGACAUCGACGAUGACAUGGGCGACGAUGGAGACGAGCACGAUCAAGAGCAAGAUAACGAAGAAGCACUCCUUUUGAACGAAAUUGAGGCGUUGAAUGAGGUCCACAAGUACGACUUGGACACGAUGGAGGCGAUUGAUCUGGAGAUUGAAGAAGCUCUUGCAUUUGAAAUGGACUAUAUGAUCAAUGAAGAUCGUAUGGAGGCGCAAAGACAUAACUCUUAUGAAGACAAGGGAUGA
Oikopleura dioica is the source of this 384-nucleotide messenger RNA. The record is from the annotation of a GenBank genome assembly. Lineage: Eukaryota; Metazoa; Chordata; Appendicularia; Copelata; Oikopleuridae.